UCUGUCAUCAGUCCGAACCCGUCGGUCAGUGUGGAGCUGCUGCAGGAGGUCUCCAUGUCCCGGUAUAUUCCUCACCCCGGUCUGGUGGUGUCUGUGACCCUCACGUCAGUCCGGACAGAGACCGGCAUCACGCUCAAAGCCCCGCAGCAGGCCUGUUCAGCGGAGAGUAUCCUGUUGAAUUUGGCCGGUCAGCUGAUCAUGCUGCAGAGAGACCGAUCCGGCCCACAGGUACGAGAGAAAGACACGCCGGCCAAUCAGACGAAGCUGCUUCCGUUCUGUCCGCCGGUGGUUCUGGCUCAGUGCGUGGAGAACGUCUGGACCACCUGCCGCAGCAACCGCAAGAAACGCCACCUGAUGGAGGCUCUGUGGCUCUCAUGCGGCGAGGCGGGGAUGAAGGUGUGGCUUCCUCUGUUCCCGCGAGACCACCGCAAGCCGCACUCGUUCCUGUCGCGCCGGAUCAUGCUGCCCUUCCACAUCAACAUCUACCCGCUCACCGUGCUGUUCGAGGACGCGCUCAUCCUGGGUGCCUCCAACGAGGAGGACGCGCUCAUCCUGGGCGCCUCCAACGAGACCGUGCUGUUCGACGGGCCCGGCUCGUCCUCGCUGGAGGCGCUCUUCCCCUUCUGCACGGUGGAGCGGACGUCCCAGAUCUACCUCCAUCACAUCCUGAGACAGCUGCUGGUGCGUAACCUGGGCGAGCAGGCGCUGAUGCUGGCGCAGUCUUGUGCGAUGCUGCCAUACUUCCCUCACGUUCUGGAGCUGAUGGUGCAUGUGGUGCUGGAGGAGGAGGCCACGUCCCGAGAGCCCAUCCCCGACCCGCUGCUGCCCACCGUCGCAAAGUUCGUGACCGAGUUCCCGCUCUUCCUGCAGACCAUCGUGCACUGCGCGCGCAAGACCGAAUACGCGCUGUGGAACUACCUGUUUGCCGCCGUGGGGAACCCCAAAGACCUGUUCGAGGAGUGUCUGAUGGCACAGGAUCUGGACACAGCUGCAUCCUACCUGAUCAUCCUGCAGAAUAUGGAGGUCCCGGCGGUCAGCCGUCAACACGCCACUCUGCUCUUCAACACUGCUCUGGAACAGGGCAAAUGGGAUCUGUGUCGUCACAUGAUCCGCUUCCUCAAGGCCAUUGGUUCAGGGGAGAGCGAGACUCCGCCCAGCACACCCACCACACAGGAGCAGAGCUCCACGGGCGGCUUCGAGUUCUUCCGGAACCGCAGCAUCAGUCUGUCUCAGUCGGCUGACAGCAUCGCCGGCGGGAAGUUCAACCUGCAGAAGACCCUGAGCGUGCCAUCCGGCCCGUCCUCCAAAGGCGGAGAGCGCUGGUGUAAGGACAGUGACUCUGCGGAGAAUCUCUACAUUGAUGUGAUGCUGUGGCGUCAUGCGCGGCACCUGCUGGAGCAGGUCAGACUGCGGGAUCUGGGCUGUUUCUCCGCCCAGCUGGGCUUCGAGCUGAUUGGCUGGCUGUGUCGGGAGCGCAUGCGGGUGGCCCGGGUCGAUGACUUCGUUACCGCCCUCAAAUGCCUGCAUAAAGACUUUCUGUGGCCAUUUCCUGUAAUCCCAGCAUGCUCCAUUAACUCGCCGCUAAAGAAUGGACGUUGCCGUCCAGUGGAGGCCGGCUGUCUGGAGUGGUGUGUGCUCAUCGGUCUGAUCUUACGAGACGCCGGCGUCAUUAAGCAGGUCGUGGGGUUUUUGGACAGUCCAGAAGUCCCUCCAGAAACGGUCCAGAGCAUCCGAGCCGCCGAGGACGCCCGCGGGGCCGUGACGUCUGCUCACCCGCUGCCUCUGGACGGCCCCGCCGGAGCCAACGCCCGGCCCCUGGACGACACGCCGCAGGAGGAGGAGCCGCUGGAGGAGGGAUCGUACGACUGCACCCUCUCCUGA
Molecule: messenger RNA, 1881 nt
Organism: Sinocyclocheilus rhinocerous
Lineage: Eukaryota; Metazoa; Chordata; Actinopteri; Cypriniformes; Cyprinidae
Product: RAB6A-GEF complex partner protein 1-like
Exons: 8
Biological process (GO): retrograde transport, endosome to Golgi; intracellular protein transport
Cellular component (GO): Golgi membrane; cytosol; Ric1-Rgp1 guanyl-nucleotide exchange factor complex
Source: RefSeq, a predicted model, not a curated record